Molecule: messenger RNA, 699 nt
Organism: Nerophis lumbriciformis (worm pipefish)
Lineage: Eukaryota; Metazoa; Chordata; Actinopteri; Syngnathiformes; Syngnathidae
Source: RefSeq, a predicted model, not a curated record
AUGAUAAGCAUGCAUUUUAAACUCAGUCGAGACAAACUGUACAGCACAAGAUGCUGUGUAUGUUGCCACGUCCGGACGGGAACUAUUAUCCUCGGAACAUGGUACAUGGUAAUUAACCUGUUGAUGGGAAUCCUGCUAACGGUUGCUGCGACGCAUCCGGAAAGUGUUCCCUCUGUCAACUUACAAUAUGCUGUCAUUGACCAUUACUUAACAUCUGACAGGAUGUCAGGUAAUGCCGGUGCCGGACUGGCCAUUUCUCUGCUGAUGGUCACUAUCAGUGCAGUGAUGCUGUAUGGAGCCAUUACACAUCGCAGUGGGCUGCUCAUACCGUUUUUCUGCUACCAGAUGUUCGACUUUGCUCUGAGCUGCCUGGUGGCCUGCAGCUCUCUCACCUACCUGCCCAGAAUACAGGAGUACCUGGACCAACUGCCGGAUUUCCCGUACAAGGAUAACCUCCUCUCCCUGGACCCCCGAUUUCUGUUUUUCUUCGUGCUAAUCCUCUUCACCUUCCUCAUUGUCCUGAAGGCAUAUUUGAUGAAUUGUGUGUGGAACUGCUACAAGUACAUCAACAACAGGAACAGACCAGAUGUCGCUGUCUUCCUCUCAUUUGAGAAUCAGCCCCAGUCGGCCCUGCCCACGUAUGAGAUGGCUGUAAACAUGCCCGACAAGGACCCUCCUCCGCCUUACAUGCCGUCUUAA